AUGACCAACAUUCAUCAACGAGAACACCCACUCCUUGCACCCCAGCUUACGCUUGCGCUCGUGGCGAUCCUCGUUCAUCGCGUCAAUGACCGGCGGUGGGUCCUCCGUCGCCUGUUGCAAGUAUGCGUCAGCAGACAAUUACUGCACUUACGACGUGCGCCAGGAGUCCCUACGCACACUAAUCAGUUCAACACAACGCUGGAAAGACCAACAGCGAUUGAGCACUACCGCUUCACGAUUGACCAGCUCACACUUCUCACUGCAAUGUUUUCACUUCCCGAUCCCGUCAUCACGCCUGCAGGAGAUAACGUUCGAGGGCUGGAAUCCCUAGCCAUGUUGUGUCGUCGCAUUGGGGAACCGAACAAGCUACACACGAUUGCCAACGAGUUCGGGCGUUCACAAGCCGCUCUCAACAGUUUCAGUGUGAUUCGUGGACCAUCUCCCGUAUUUGGAGCCGUGACCGUGCAUUCUCACGCAAUGGCAGGGGUGUUUCCGAUAUCGCGUCGAAAAUUCGAGGAAACUCUGGUCGCAAAAGAACGCGUUCUGCGGACGAGAUUGAAGCCGCAAUCCGUCAAGUCCCCCAAGAAUCGCGGCAAACGAUUCGGACAAUGGCGUUGA
Molecule: messenger RNA, 618 nt
Organism: Aphanomyces astaci
Lineage: Eukaryota; Oomycota; Saprolegniomycetes; Saprolegniales; Verrucalvaceae
Exons: 4
Coding region: 1-618 (205 amino acids)
Source: RefSeq, a predicted model, not a curated record